AUGACUGUGAUGACUGAGGUGCGCACGCGCCGCCCCACCUCGGAGCAAUACUGCAAUCCUGCCACGUUCCUCAGGACAGUAUGGCGGCGGACUUCUUUGUCCUUCAAGAAAAGGAAGUCCUCGGAAGAGCGGUUCGCUGGGUACAAAGGCGUCAGAGACAUCACUGUCAAAAAGGGUCCAUCUGGUCUCGGCAUUAUGAUCAUAGAAGGCCGGCACACAGAAGCCGGCCGGGGUAUCUUCGUAUCAGACCUUCAAGAAGGAAGCGCUGCUGAACAGGGUGGUUUGCAAAUUGGUGAUAUGCUGUUGGCUGUCAACAGAGACUCCUUGCUCAAUUGCAGUUACGAUGCAGCGGCAGCGAAGUUAAAGCAGACUGAAGGAGUAGUAAUCCUCACCGUGUGUACUCCGAACCUCAAGGAUGACAAAGGGGACGAGUCUCCCGCAGGAGCCACCAGUCCCGGCACCCCAGGAGCCCCGUCCCGGCCGGCGAGCAGGAACGCGGAGGGCGCGCGCCCGCAGACGCCGCGCCCUGUGCCCUCGCCUGUCAAAGCGGAGCCGCCGCCCGAUCCGGCCACCGCGCCUGUGGAGCCCAACAAGGACACUGUGAUAGAGAUCAACUCUGCUAACGAAGUUCUUGGAUUCAAACUAUUAGGAGGCAGUGAUACUCUCAUUAAUGGUGCAUCAGGAAUAAUUCUCGAUAUUUACAAAGGCGGUGUCAUAGAGAAGGACGGUAGACUGAAGGUCGGAGAUCAGAUCUUAGAUUGUAACGGCAUUGUUAUCACUAAAGAGAUGGUUCAUGAAAGACUCUGUCUUAGUAUUAAACAGAAAACUGCAAAGUUAAAAAUGACAGUACAUCGUCCUGACCCUAUAAAGUAUGAAGAAAUUGAAGUUGACCUCACGAGGAAGGCAGGCAAAGCCCUCGGCCUCACUUGCAUAGCUCCUGUUCAAGCUCCUGGAGUAUAUUUAGGAGAAUUUCUGCCAGGGUCCCCGGCAGAGCUGGACGGCCGUAUCCAGAAGGGCGACUUCCUGAUGGCGGUGGACGGGAGGGACGUGGCCGGCGCCGACCUGGUGGGCGCCGCCACCGCGCUCAAGCUGUGCGCGAACAAGGCCACCAUCAAGGUCAAGCGCUUCAAGAGUGUGAGGUAA
Molecule: messenger RNA, 1143 nt
Organism: Arctia plantaginis
Lineage: Eukaryota; Metazoa; Arthropoda; Insecta; Lepidoptera; Erebidae
Source: the annotation of a GenBank genome assembly